Molecule: messenger RNA, 1659 nt
Organism: Dendronephthya gigantea
Lineage: Eukaryota; Metazoa; Cnidaria; Anthozoa; Malacalcyonacea; Nephtheidae
Product: homeobox protein engrailed-2b-like
Exons: 2
Coding region: 601-1122 (173 amino acids)
Biological process (GO): embryonic morphogenesis; regulation of transcription by RNA polymerase II
Cellular component (GO): nucleus
Molecular function (GO): DNA-binding transcription factor activity, RNA polymerase II-specific; RNA polymerase II transcription regulatory region sequence-specific DNA binding
Source: RefSeq, a predicted model, not a curated record
UGUUCCCGUUAGAGAUCUAGUCAGCGCCUGUAUCCGAUUCCCCUAACAUCUAAGAGGUUCUAGUGAUGUCCUUAAACGCUGAGCUUUUCUAAUCUGUGCUUGAAAGAUCUAGGGAAGUGGAUUAUUCAAAGAAGGAAGUCGUUGAAAUAAAUUUUGGCUUUUAAACUUUAGGAUUAGCCAAAGACCUUCACCAUGCAUGCCUAACUCUUACGAGAUGAUCCAUAUUAGGCACAUAAUCUACACUGCCAAUUUGAAAUGCCUCUUGCCGGAAAAGAGAAAGCAGGAAAGGUCUUGGAGAGUCCGUUGAACAGUCCAUAUUCCAGUCGAAUAAUCCAAUCGCACUGAGGUUUUACAGCGCGCCACGAAGGAGACGGGAAGUUGGAACAUUGUUUACACUAAUGAAGCUGUCCAUAAGUAAGGAAUUAUGAAAUUUAUACCCUGACAGCUAUUCAAUUGUGUAAACACUACUUAUGAAAGCUAAAUACAGUUUUCAGAUUAACAGUCAGAUUGGAAAAACGGACAACUGUGGUGCGCGCGUGGGGAGGAAAGAUUAUAAACUUCUCGGAGUGAGGUAGCACUAAUCCACUCUGGACACUGAGCAUGACACAACAGAUUGCUGAAGGCAUUCGAAACAUGGUACUCAUCUCCAAGCUAGCAGAAAUGACAUCCGACUGCCAAAGUGAAAUUGCAAAGCCCUUGUCUGAUUUCUCCAUAGAUAAAAUACUAAAUGGGCAUUUUAAGACUGAAGAGGAAAGAUUAAUGAAGAAACAUGAAAUGAACAGCCGAGGAAUUGGGGUCUCCUUACCUGAGUUUAAUUGGUUGAAGUUCACCAGGUACAAUCCGCCAAAACUGCCAAAAUCCAGCAAACGGCGGCCAAAGCAGAAACGAAAACCAGGGCGCAAUCCCAGAGUGCCUUUCACGCCGAAGCAGUUGACCACACUAGAGAACAAAUUUCAAGCGAUGAAAUACUUAACAAAUGACGACGUUAGGGCCUUGUGUAAUGAGCUGGGCUUGCCGGAAAAUAAGAUCAAGAUAUGGUUCCAGAAUCGCAGGGCGCGCGAAAAAAGAAAAACGACACAAACUGAGGAGUACAUCGAUGUCAUGACCGUUGAUGGUCUCUGAAUCGUUCAAGACUGGCAUUUAGACUAAAUUAUUCAGAGUAAACAUGCUGGUCCCCUUAUCGACACUUUCAUGUCUUCAAGAGCCUGUUGCUGUAAGGAGCUUUUUAUUUAUGAAGAAAGAGUUAAAAUGCUUUUGGAUAUUUUUCCUCCAUAUUGCUAGCUAGCCUAGUUAGCGAGAGUCAAAAGACCAAAUGACUGACGGAAGAGUGAAUAGAGAAAGAUUUUGUCGGGAGUUAUUAUUCUGUGUAUAUAUUGAUUUAGCAAAAUUUAUAACAUUCUCAACAUUUAUUUUUGGCCAAAUAUUUCAUGCAUGCUUCCCGUGACAGUAUGCAAGUGUCGUAACAGAGACAAAAAUGCACCAGCAUAGACCUAUUCGGAAGAGAGCAAGAGACCUUUUGCAAGUUACAUGAAACCGAGGCUUUUAAAUUCUGAUUGAAAGAAACUUUGUUUUUGUAGCUUGUGACAGUUCCAGCGAAAAAGUGUAAAUAUGUUUUUUUAAUUCGAAAAAAGAAAAUCUGACUAGCCUCGCCUUCGUGUA